UACUUAUAUAUAGAUAUAAAAUGUAAGUAAAUUUUUGUUUGUAUGAAAUCAUCAGCUAAACGUUUUUUGUCAUUAAAAAACCGCACGUGUCGCUUGAAAGGAUUGUUACGAUUAAUAACUUCCUUUAAUAUCAAAACAGCAUUAAAGGAAUGAAUUCGAGAGAAUCCAUGAUGAUUUUUCCGGAAGAAAUAUGGGAGGAAAUAUUUAAAAAGAUUGACGACGUUGCUGAUUUAAUAAAACUUCAAUCUGUAUGCGUGAGUUUCAAUAAAUGGAUAAGAAGACUAUUGGAACGAGAUGUCAAUUGGAAGAAACGGUGUCAAGCUAUUUCAGACCAGGGUCACUAUGAAAUUUUUACCAAAGUCUAUCCAAAUUUGAUUCAUGAUAUCGAUUCAUCUUGGAAAAAUGACAUUGAUAAUUGUGACUGGCGGAAAAUUUUCAUGUCUUGGAAAAAAUGGAAUUUUUCCUUACAUCGAGAAGUGUUUAUUGAUUCGGUUUAUGAUUUUCCGACGUUUUCCAGAAACGAAGUUAUCACUUGCAUAGAUGUCUGGGGUGACAUUGUAGGUACAACGACCAGUGAAGGAUUAAUUUACUUUUGUAAAACUUAUGAACCAGGUAAAAUUAUUUACAGAGCUGAUCACAAAGCAGAAGUUCGACAAAUUAAAUUCUGGUAUACAGGUAAUGAAUUGUUAGCUGUCACUUGUUCAAUAUAUGAAAAAAUAAAAUUUUGGAAUGUUUUUGAAAAAAAAGAAAUAGAUACUAAUAAUUGCUUCGGCGGUAGAAUUCUCAGUAUCAAUCGGAAUUGUUGUUAUUUGACGUAUAAUAACUAUUUAAUACGCACAAAAUAUUGCACCGUGAAUAAUUUAAUCAUUCCUGAUUCAGUAUCUUCAAUACUACUAAGUCCACAUGAAGAAAUCAUCGCAACUUAUUCAUCAGAUGAAUCUACUAGUAUAAUAACGAACGUGAAGUCUGUAAUCAGUAGAUAUGUAAUCAAUACUGCAAAUACUGAGGAUGAAGUUGAUGAUUUCAGUAUUGAAUUGGACAAUGAUUUAGAAAAUGCAGUUGUGAAAAAGUUCUAUGCACUAUCACCCAAUGUUAUGGUUGGACUAUGUGAUCAUUUACUGGCGGUCAGUAUUGAUAAUAAGCCUUGGAAAGUUUACAACGUCUUUAAGCACUUUCUGUCUAUUGUUACUGCGAUUAUUUACCAUGCUAACAUUUUAAUCUUAGGUUUUGAUUCAGGAUAUGUUGCUCUCUUUCGUUUAAAAAAUCUUCAAGAUUUAUUAGACUUUAAUUUUACAACACAAUUCUCCAAAAAAAUAAAAGUUGAUGGCCAACCUAUUAUUUCAUUGAAUGUGACAGAUAUCCAAGAUGAACAAUUUAUUAUUUCAACUAGUGAGAAAAAUUUUCAUGUUAUGAGAUUUUUCAAGUCAACAUGUGAUGCAACAAAAAUUGAAAGUCAAGUUUAACACUUUAAUUAAUAGCUAAAAUUCAAAUUCAUAUAUCUAUAAUCGCUGUAAAGCAUAAAAU
Molecule: messenger RNA, 1524 nt
Organism: Cotesia glomerata
Lineage: Eukaryota; Metazoa; Arthropoda; Insecta; Hymenoptera; Braconidae
Exons: 8
Coding region: 150-1463 (437 amino acids)
Molecular function (GO): protein binding
Source: RefSeq, a predicted model, not a curated record